This is a messenger RNA of Penicillium cataractarum, 936 nucleotides long. Its product is annotated as putative mitochondrial ADP,ATP carrier protein (Ant). The record is from RefSeq and is a predicted model, not a curated record. Gene Ontology annotation, molecular function: ATP:ADP antiporter activity. Bases 1 to 936 code for a protein of 311 amino acids. The transcript is spliced from 4 exons. Lineage: Eukaryota; Fungi; Ascomycota; Eurotiomycetes; Eurotiales; Aspergillaceae. Gene Ontology annotation, biological process: mitochondrial ADP transmembrane transport; mitochondrial ATP transmembrane transport. Gene Ontology annotation, cellular component: mitochondrial inner membrane.
AUGUCUUCCCAGCAGGACAAGUCCUUCAUGGGCAUGCCCGGCUUCGUUGUCGACUUCCUGAUGGGUGGUGUUUCCGCCGCUGUCUCUAAGACUGCUGCCGCCCCCAUCGAGCGUGUCAAGCUCCUGAUCCAGAACCAGGAUGAGAUGCUCAAGCAGGGUCGUCUUGACCGCAAGUACAACGGUAUCGUUGACUGCUUCAAGCGCACCGCCGCUCAGGAGGGUGUCGUCUCUCUCUGGCGUGGUAACACCGCCAACGUCAUUCGUUACUUCCCCACCCAGGCUCUUAACUUUGCCUUCCGUGACACCUACAAGUCCAUGUUCGCCUACAAGAAGGACCGUGAUGGAUACGCCAAGUGGAUGAUGGGUAACCUUGCCUCCGGUGGUGCUGCCGGUGCCACUUCCCUCCUCUUCGUCUACUCCCUGGACUACGCCCGUACCCGUCUGGCCAACGACGCCAAGUCUGCCAAGGGUGGCGGUGACCGUCAGUUCAACGGUCUCGUUGACGUCUACCGCAAGACCCUCGCCUCCGACGGUAUUGCCGGUCUCUACCGUGGUUUCGGUCCCUCCGUUCUCGGAAUUGUCGUCUACCGUGGUCUGUACUUCGGCAUGUACGACUCCAUCAAGCCCGUUCUCCUGGUUGGUCCUCUUGAGGGCUCUUUCCUCGCUUCCUUCCUGCUCGGCUGGACUGUUACCACUGCUGCUGGUGUUGCUUCCUACCCUCUGGACACUGUCCGUCGUCGCAUGAUGAUGACCUCUGGUGAGGCCGUCAAGUACAAGUCCUCCAUGGAUGCUGCCCGCCAGAUCGUCGCCCAGGAGGGUGUCAAGUCCCUCUUCAAGGGUGCCGGUGCUAACAUCCUCCGUGGUGUUGCCGGUGCUGGUGUCCUGUCCAUCUACGAUCAGGUCCAGCUCAUCCUCUUCGGCAAGAAGUUCAAAUAG